This is a messenger RNA of Vidua chalybeata, 1605 nucleotides long. It is a transcript of the gene MGAT1, whose product is annotated as alpha-1,3-mannosyl-glycoprotein 2-beta-N-acetylglucosaminyltransferase. Lineage: Eukaryota; Metazoa; Chordata; Aves; Passeriformes; Viduidae. Gene Ontology annotation, biological process: protein N-linked glycosylation. The transcript has a single exon. Gene Ontology annotation, molecular function: alpha-1,3-mannosylglycoprotein 2-beta-N-acetylglucosaminyltransferase activity. The record is from RefSeq and is a predicted model, not a curated record. Gene Ontology annotation, cellular component: Golgi apparatus. The coding region runs from base 49 to 1377 and encodes 442 amino acids.
CUAACCCCAGAUUUCUCUCUUUCCCCCCCGCCCAGCCCCAUGUGAAGGAUGCUCAAGAAGAGCAGCCUGGCUCUGCUGGGUGCCGCGCUCUUCCUCGCCUGGAACGGGCUCCUCCUCCUCUUCCUCUGGAGCCGCCCGGCGACGCUCCCGAGCGCCCAAAACGCCCAAAUCCCCCCCGGUUCCCGCCUGCUGCCGGCGCAGCUCCUGCAGCUGGCGCAGGACGCCGAGGCCGAGCUGCGCCUGCAGCGCGACCUCCUGCUGCAGAUCCAGCAGCUCGGCCGCCUGCAGCGCCGGAGAACGCCGCCGAAAACGCCGAAACCGCCCCAAGUCCCCACGGCCGGCGAGGCGCCGGUGAUCCCGGUGCUGGUGCUGGCCUGCGACCGCAGCUCGGUGCGGCGCUGCCUGGAUAAAAUCCUGCGCUACCGCCCCAGCGCCCGGCGCUUCCCGGUCAUCGUGUCCCAGGACUGCGGCCACGCCGAGACCGCGGCGGUCAUCGCCUCGUACGGCCAGGCCGUGGCGCACAUCCGGCAGCCGGACCUGAGCGACGUGGCGGUGCCGCCGGAGCACCGCAAGUUCCAGGGCUAUUACAAAAUCUCCCGGCACUACCGCUGGGCGCUGGGGCAGGUGUUCCGCACCUUCCGCUACCGCGCCGCCAUCGUGGUGGAGGACGACCUGGAGGUGGCGCCGGACUUUUUCGAGUACUUCCAGGCGGUUCUGCCGCUCCUGGAGGAGGACCCGACCUUGUGGUGCGCCUCGGCGUGGAACGACAACGGCAAGGAGGGCUUGGUGGACGCCGGGCGCGCCGAGCUCUUGUACCGCACCGACUUCUUCCCCGGCUUGGGUUGGUUGCUGCUGGCCGAGCUUUGGGAUGAGCUGGAGCCCAAAUGGCCGCCGGCGUUCUGGGACGAUUGGAUGAGGCAACCCGAGCAGCGGCGCGGCCGGGCGUGCGUCCGGCCGGAGGUGUCCAGGACGAUGACCUUCGGCCGCAAGGGCGUCAGCCACGGCCAGUUCUUCGACCAGUACCUGAAGUUCAUCAAACUCAACGACCGCUUCGUGCCUUUCACCCAAAUGGACCUUUCUUACCUCAAAAAGGACGAGUACGAGCGCCUCUUCCUCCACCAGGUUUACUCCGCCCCCGAAAUCCAACUGGAGGAGCUGCAGAAGGAUCCGGGCAGGGACUCGGGGCCCGUCAGGCUCCAGUACCGGGGCAGGGAUUCCUUCAAGGCUCUGGCCAAAGCCUUGGGCUUGAUGGACGACCUCAAAUCCGGCGUCCCGCGCGGCAGUUACCGCGGCGUCGUCAGCCUCGUGUGCCGGGGGCGCCGCGUUUUCCUGGCGCCCCCCUCGGACUGGACGGGCUACGACCCCUCCUGGAGCUGAGGGUGGGUUUUUUUUUUUUUUUGUGGGGGGACAUUUCCUUGUUUUAUUAUUUUUUUUUAAUUUUUUUUUUUUUUUUUUUUUUGGGGGGGGAGUGUUUUUUGCAGAAUAAAAAGGUCAGAAACGCUGUGGGGGAGCGGGGGGGGCGUUCUCCCCUCUGGAUUCCAGGUUUGCGCCGCUGCCGUUUCCAUCGAGUUAAAUUCGUUAAAUUCGAGUGGUUGAAAAGCUAAA